This is a messenger RNA of Argiope bruennichi, 726 nucleotides long. RefSeq lists its product as uncharacterized. The record is from RefSeq and is a predicted model, not a curated record. Bases 1 to 726 code for a protein of 241 amino acids. The transcript has a single exon. NCBI's taxonomy places the organism in Eukaryota, Metazoa, Arthropoda, Arachnida, Araneae, Araneidae.
AUGUCAACUACAAAUAAUCUUAUUCGAUCAGUAUAUUUAAGUGAAUAUGAUGAUGUGUUUAAUGACUGGAUUCUAGAAGGAAUAUUUGAAGUUGUAGAUGAAGAUAAGAAUAAAGGACACUAUUUAUCUCAUCAUCCUGUAAUAAGGACUGGAGAUACAACUACAAAGAUUCGCCCAAUUUUCGAUGCCUCAGCAAAAGGUUCUAAAGGAAAUUGCUUGAAUAAUUGCUUAGAAAAGGGUCCAAAUUUAUUAGAAAUAAUACCAAAGUUCAUAAUGCAAUUUCGUAAAACUGCUAUUGGAAUAACGCCAGAUAUUAAAAACUCCUUUUUACAAAUCAGCCUGAACCCAAAGGAUAGAGAUUAUUUUAAGUUUUUAUGGUGGAAAGAGUUUUCAAGACGAGAGGAAUUGAUCACCCUGAGACAAUGUCGAGUGGUAUUUGGUGUUUCUACUAGCCCAUUUUUGCUUGAGGCAACGAUAGAUCAUCAUCUAGAGAAUGUUCCAGAUGGAAGGAAGGAAACAGCUCGUCAACUUCAAAAAUCUUUUUAUGUAGAUAACUGCAUAACUAGUUUAGAAACUAGGGAAGAGUCGCCCAAAUUUGUUUCUGAAGCUAAAGAACUGAUAUCUGCAGCCAAAUUUGAUUUACAAGGGUGGGCUACUUCUGAAAAAAAUUGUAGAAGAAACAUAAAAGAGAUAUAUUCCAAUACUAGAACUUUCCUGGAAUACUGA